UCGCGGCUAAUCCCGGUAAAUUACGGCGAAAAAUUUCGAAAAAACGAUGGAGCACUGAGCACUUGACUGCUGCUUGCACUCGUGCGUACACGGAGGUGUGUUGAAAACAUUUUAAGUUUUCAUUAAAUACCAAUGUACAGUCCCACGAAAAGUUUUUUUUUGCGAAAAAAAAAAUCCGUCAAUGCCUCGAUAUUUUCAAAACUAAUGAUUGGGAAGCAACUGUACGCCUGUAAAAUGCAUUUUAAAACACUUUUUUCAUCCAAAUGUUGAAACCUAGGCUUGUCAUUUAAAUUUGUAUAUUUUUUUACAAAAAUCAAAAACUAACGGUUUUUUAUAUGAAAAACACAAAAAUAUCUUUAUCUUUUUUUAAAAUAAACUUUUUGAAUAUUGGGCUUCGUCAUGCACACGGAAUUGGUUUAACGAGUCUUCACCAAAAUUUGGUCAAGACAGUUUUGAGAUAUCGUGGCACCCGUUUUUUGGAACUGCAAACUUGAAAUUGCUAUAUCUCGGCAAUGAUGCAACCAAAUAUCUUCAAAUUUGUUUUGUUAGUAGAUAAAAAUGUAUAUUUUAAUGCCCUGAAAAAGAAUUAAAAAAAAUUGAAGUGUAAAAGUUGAAAGUAACCUCUUCUUUUUUGCCGAUACACAUGUAUGUAACCUCUUAAGUACUUUUUUCGAAAAACGCAGUUUUGGGAAAAUUUUGAAUACUUCCCAUUUUUUUUGUUUUUAUUUUUGCAACGAAAGAAACGAAAUCCCGAUCAUUUGAUACCUAUAUUGUAAAAAUCUGAAAUGUGGAGUAUUUUUUUUUAAAUGCGUUUUUUGAAAAUUUUGAGUAUUUGAAAAAAAUGUGUUAUAAUUUUCAAAAUGUAUGCAAAAUUCAUGAUCAUUUGAUGCCCGUAUAGUAAAAUACUGAAGUUUUGAGUAUUUUUUUUUUCGAAAAUUGAAUGUUAUUUGGUAUAGUAUUUUCGUUGUGAAAUCAUAAUGACUAAGCCAAAUAAAUCGUUAGCUGUAGCAUAAUGAAGAUAGUUUCACAACCCGUAAUAUUUCGAACCAUUUCCCAACAAGUGUGUAACAGUGAUGACUCUUCGAUUGUGGCGAGCGUCCAUAAGUAAAGAGAUGAUUCCUUCACUUGAGCCAGUUUCAGUCCAACGCCAUGACACCGUUCAAGAUUGUUAUCUCGCUGUUGAACGCAUUGAUAGCCAGUGCCUACCUCUGUCAGCUUAGCGAUUGUACCCUCGGCACACCUUCGAACUGUUCACUCAAGGAACUGAGAAUCGAGCGUACAUUCCCAGUGACACCACGAACGAUUCGGCCUGGGCGUAAAUUCCACUUGUUCGAUUUCUUCUACGAUCCCAACGGAACCGAGUGUGUUUUCAUUAAUUUUGCAAUUCUGACCAAUGAAACGGAUCGAUUUUUCGUUGGGUUUGGAGUUUCAAUCGAUAAAGCAUGGAGACCUAAUGAUUGGGUUGAGAUAAUGUUUGAGCUGACUAAUCAAUCGUCUGAAAAGUCGCCAAAUUGCUUUCGACCAAUUGAGGCACAAAAGAGAUGCCAUCUGGGAAAGUUUCGUUUCACCGUAAUUGAUAACGAGAGCGUUUUGAUCCAGGAUCUGUCGCCGGAAGUUCCUCCGAAAAUGGAAAUGUUGUUUCGAGAACGACCUAGACCAUGGCGGCCAAGCUCGGAAGAAUGUAUUCCAAACAUAAAUGGGCGUUACAGGAAACUGUUGAAUCACACAAGAAGAUGUUUGGCUGGAGAGAUUGGUGAAAUCUUAAUUGAAAAGCAGCCUGUGGUGGAAGCUUUGGUUUACAUGUUGAUGCUUUGGACGUUUUUGCUGCUUUUGAUACUUGUGGUUUUAUGUGAAUAUCUGUUUGUUAAAUUUAUUAAUAUACGAGAGUAUUUGUAGAAUUGAUUAUAAAAAUAAAAUAAAAUAAAAAUUUAAUGAGACCAUUUUCUUAUAAACGAUCGAAAACUGUUUCCAAAGUAAAAUAAUGUUACUCAUUCUUCUUCCCCAUACAAAUUACUUGGUUUAACCAAAUUUCUUCUCUAUUAUC
Culex pipiens pallens (northern house mosquito) is the source of this 2044-nucleotide messenger RNA. RefSeq lists its product as uncharacterized. Lineage: Eukaryota; Metazoa; Arthropoda; Insecta; Diptera; Culicidae. Bases 1150 to 1896 code for a protein of 248 amino acids. The transcript has a single exon. The record is from RefSeq and is a predicted model, not a curated record.